Molecule: messenger RNA, 3172 nt
Organism: Trichomycterus rosablanca
Lineage: Eukaryota; Metazoa; Chordata; Actinopteri; Siluriformes; Trichomycteridae
Product: homeobox protein cut-like 1
Exons: 20
Coding region: 1-3012 (1003 amino acids)
Biological process (GO): regulation of transcription by RNA polymerase II
Cellular component (GO): nucleus
Molecular function (GO): RNA polymerase II transcription regulatory region sequence-specific DNA binding; DNA-binding transcription factor activity, RNA polymerase II-specific
Source: RefSeq, a predicted model, not a curated record
AUGGCGGUGAGUGGUGCAGACUCGGUGUUUCAGGUUUGGAAGAGUUUUGAUCUGCAGCAGUUUCAGAGAGAUCUGGACGCCGUCUUCACCAGUCUUACCAGCACGCAGCACCAGAGCGAAGAAUCGAGGCGAAGACUCUUGGACCGGAGCCGGGAGAUCGAGGAUCAGACGGCACAGGAUCUACAGGAACACAUCACUCCUCUGCUACAGGGCUUCCAGUCACAGAUUACCGCUCUGUAUGAAAGAUGUAAAGAGUCGGAGGCUGCAUUCCUCAGUGUAUACAAGAGAUUAAUCGACGUACCAGACCCGGCGGGCGCUCUGGAGGCGGCGCAGCAUCUACAGCUCGCCGUGAUGAAGAUGCCGGAGGCGGAGACGGACAAUCAGAACCUGAGAGAGAAGCUGCAGGAGGCUGAGAGAGGGGGGGUGGAGGUCACGGCUCACGAGCUUCUGAUUAAAGCUCUGAGAGAAAAGCUGCAGCGUUACGAGCGUUUAAUUCAGCGCCGGGGUGAGAGGAAGGACGCAGAUGAAGAAGAGGAGGAACGGGCGGGUGAGACUGAAGCCAUGAAGACAGACAAAGCGAGAGCCAAUCAGGAUCUGGAGGGGGAGCUUGUUGCUAAGCAGCGAGAGCUGGAACGUCUGAUGGAGGACGCACAGAAACUUCAGACCAACCUGACCGAGCUCACAAAGUCAUCGACCAAUCAGAUCAGAGAGUUACAGCAACAGCUCGACUCUAAACACACACUGCUGGAGGAACUUGAGGAGAAACUUGAGGCUCAGAGAGAUUACGAGGAGAUAAAGAGAGAACUCAGUGUUGUGAAAUCCCGAGAACUCGGUUCCUCCGAGCGUCCGAGGGUGAAGGUCUCACCGAACCCACAGGAACCGUCCGAUUCAGGGAAGGAGGAUCGCCAUGGAGACGACGCCCAGAAUCCGCUGGUCAUUAGAGACGUGAGCGGAUCAGUGGAGGUUCGUCACAGCCUUCCGGCCACACCCACCCCACCCUCUGUACCCAGCAGCGUUUUGAACGUCCACCGUCCUUUACUCUCCUCCGCUGAAGCGUCGUCAGCUCGGCCGUUUCCUCUCAGCUUCUUCACGCCCAGCGUCGGCGCCACUUUUCCUCCGGCCGUUCACUCGCUCCUCCAGCGGCAGCUCGCGCAAAACCUCUACGCCAAGACGGCGAGCGAGGACGGACCCGAACCGGACCCGGAGGUGGAACCGGAUACGUCGGAGAUCGCCCGGCGGGUGAAGGAGCAGCUGAUGAAGCACAACAUCGGGCAGCGGGUGUUCGGGCAUUACGUCCUGGGUCUGUCUCAGGGGUCCGUCAGCGAGAUCCUCUCACGCCCCAAACCCUGGAGCAAACUCACUGUGCGCGGCAAAGAGCCCUUCCACAAGAUGAGGCACUUCCUGUCUGAUGAGCAGAACAUCCUGGUACUGAGGAGCAUCCAGGGUCAGCAGAGAGGUACCAUCACCACCAGGGUCCGGGCCCCUGAAACCAGCCUGGACCAAACCAGGUCCACACUGUGUCCCACCACAGAGCUGCAGCUUCAUAAAGAUGAUAACGUCUCCCUCGCUCCGGAGGUUCCCCAAGGUUCAACGGUGCCCUGGGGAGAGCGGUGGUGGAGAACAGAACCCUCCGAUCGACACGAGGAUCCUCAGGAGGACGAUACAGAGAAAGCUCCGGCGUCCGUGACCUCUGUCUGCUCUCUGGAUUACUGGAGGAACCGGUCACGUCCCGAAUCUCCGUGUUACAGAACCUCAGAACACAGCCUGCAGAUUCCCCCCGGGAUGGAGACGCUUCCCAGCAGCCCCGUACCUCGUUCUUCAUCCUCUUCCUGUUCCUCAUCCUCCUCCGUCAGAGCUCCGGUGACGGCGCUGACCCCGGAGCAGUACGAGCGCUUUCAGUACCGGGACGUGGACACGCUGGAGCUGACCCGCCGGGUCAAAGAGAAACUCGCCAAGAGCGGCGUCUGCCAGAGAGUCUUCGGAGAAAAGGUGUUGGGCGUGUCUCAGGGCAGUGUGAGCGAGCUGCUCUCUCGGCCGAAGCCGUGGAACAAACUCACUCAGAAGGGCAGAGAACCGUUUAUACGCAUGAAGCUGUGGAUCAGCGGAGAACUGCAGGAGGAUACGCCGGAGUCGGUUUUAAAAACCCAGACGCACUGUAGCCCCGCCCCUCCAUCACCCGCCGGCGCGUCCCAGGAUCGUCAGGAAGAGGCGGAGCCUGACACGCAUCCCGCCGCGGUAAACGCCCAGGAUACGGUGUGUGCAUCGCCUGAGCUGGACACCUACGGCAUCAGCAGGAGGGUCAAAGAGGUGCUGACGGACAACAACCUGAGUCAGCGUCUGUUCGGCGAGAGUGUUCUGGGUCUGACUCAGGGUUCCGUAUCGGACCUGCUGGCGCGACCCAAACCGUGGCACAAGCUGAGCGUGAAGGGCCGGGAGCCGUUCGUCAGGAUGCAGCUGUGGCUGAACGACCCGAACAACGUCAGCAAGCUGAUCGAAAACAAGCACGCCCAGAAAAAAGUGUAUCUGAAGCGGCGGCGUAACCCGGUGUGUGACGCUCCCGUGUCUGAGAUCGCACCGCUUGGGGCAGAAUUCGGGCAGAACGACGCCCCUCAGGUGAAGAAGGUUCGAAUUCUGCUCACGGCGAAGGAGAAAGAAACCCUGAAGAAGGUUUACGAUGAGGAACCGUAUCCAUCGCCGGGAACCAUCGAGGAACUCUCACACCGGCUCAACCUCAAACCCAGUACCAUCAUCAACUGGUUCCACAACUACAGGUCUCGGGUUCGGCGUGAGCUCUUCGUGGAGGAGGUUCAGGCGGCCGAACCCGGCGGAGUCACCGAGGGAUCCGUCACUGACUCUCAGGACCGUGAGGAGAUCGUGGACUCGUCGGUCAUCGUUCCAGAAGCGUCCGGGGAGAACAACCUGCGGCGGAGGAAAGCGGCGAACCUCAACGACAUCAUCCACCGCCUGGAGAGAGCCGUCAAUCGGGACGAAACCAACGAGGGAGAUUUGUGACGGUUCCCGAAAAAACCAAGGUGCACGGCGGAGAACCGGACUCAUUUAAUCUGGUUUAGGGUCAGGAUUAAGAUUUAGGUCCUGAGUUUUUACAUUCAGGGAAGCGUUUGGGUUUUAUCACACGACCUGAUCAACAUGAACUAGAAAAAAUAUUUGUAAA